Messenger RNA from Penicillium manginii, 1410 nucleotides. RefSeq names its product DUF3431 domain-containing protein. Bases 1 to 1410 code for a protein of 469 amino acids. The transcript is spliced from 3 exons. NCBI's taxonomy places the organism in Eukaryota, Fungi, Ascomycota, Eurotiomycetes, Eurotiales, Aspergillaceae. The record is from RefSeq and is a predicted model, not a curated record.
AUGAUCUGGCCAUCUCCGCAACACUCCGACGCCCCUGGUCGAUCUCGCAUCUUUCUUUACCUUGGACUGACUGCGGUCUUUCUAUUGUUGUCCUACCAGCUCGUACUCAAUCGUGAACUGCUUGGUUCGGUCGCAGAUUGGGCGAGCGAGUCGGCAUUCCCAUCGCUGGGCUUCGAUUCAUCUCACAAUACCACAGAUGCGAGUGCAAUUGGCAUUGCAGAUGCAAAUGAUAAUGACAAUGGCAGUUUAAGCGCCACUAAUGAUGGUCAUUCCAUCAAUCCUCCCUCCCCAUCUACAACACCGAGCAAGAGCAUCAACUUCGGCAUCCCGAUUUCCACCCCGAGCACUACCGUCCCUGCCAUUCCCAUGCAGACACCUACUCUGCCUCGAGAGAAGGAAUUGGUCUUUGCUGCCAUGCUAAAGAACAAUAUGUCGUGGGUGACGGAAAAUCUGCCCGAAUGGCACAGCAAUAUCUAUCGCGUCGAUGCAACACCCGAGCAAGCCGAAUUGACUGUACCGGCGAAUCGGGGGAAUGAAGCGAUGGUCUUCCUCACAUACAUAAUUGACCGCUACCACUCCCUCCCAGACGUCAGCAUCUACCUCCACGGCGGUCGCUACCAAUGGCACAACGACAACCCACUCUACGACUCCGUCAUAUCAGUCCGCGAUCUCCAGCCUACCUUUGUCCGGACAGCAGGAUACGUCAAUCUUCGCUGCACAUGGGCCAUCGGAUGUCCGGCCGAACUCGAACCCGCACGAUACUACCGCGAACGGCCAGAUGACCAGGACCACAUCACCGCAGUGGUGUUCCCGGAUAGUUUUGCGCAGUUAUUCCCGGACAUCGAGAUGCCGGAGCGCGUCGGUGUGCCAUGUUGUAGUCAGUUUGCACUGUCGAGGGAGAAGAUCCACGAGAGGCCGCUUGAGGAUUAUAUUUGGGUGAGGCAGUGGUUGUUGGAUUCGCCGCUGGAUGCGUCGAUUACAGGUCGGGUUUUUGAAUAUUCUUGGCAUAUCAUGUUCGGGAAACCGACGCAGUUUUGUCUCGAUCCUAAACAGUGCUUCUGCAAUACUUAUGGGUACUGCGAUAUGAGCGAUGAGGAUUUGCAACAGCAGUGGCAGUGGCGUGGCCAGAGUCUUCCGGACGGUUGGCCUAAUGUGCCCGAUGCACCGACACAGGCUCACUUAACUGGAGAGCCAGAGGCAGAGGCAGAAUCAGAAUCAGAGGCAGAGCCGAAGCCCGAGACGAAUGAUUCUGCGGAACAGUCGUUAAAGCAAACAUCGGAGCAACCGCCAGCCCAGAGGAAACGCGAUGACUCAAAGAUAUCUUCACGGAAACGAAGUCUUGCCCUGGCCGAUGAAAUGCUGGACAUUAGUGAUGCUUCACGGCAGGCCUUGCGAGACGCAUCUGUAUAA